Anthostomella pinea is the source of this 564-nucleotide messenger RNA. The record is from the annotation of a GenBank genome assembly. Lineage: Eukaryota; Fungi; Ascomycota; Sordariomycetes; Xylariales; Xylariaceae.
AUGCAGCCUCAAGAUCACGAAAGCACACCCGACCGCGUCGCAGGCAGCGAACCACCGAUCCCCAGACUUUUCCCAACCCGGUGCAUCCAUGCCGGCCUGAAGCUGAGCGAGCGCCUCGACAUCACCAUCUCGGCAUUCAACACGUACGAGAAGAGCAUAAAACCGAUGGACGAGACCCUGCGCAUGGCCUGCGAAGUAAUGAGGAACAGUCUCCUGCGGGACAUGCUGCCCCGACUCGACACCUACCGAGACCAACUCCUCCAAGCCCGGGCGAUGACGGCGUUUGAUCCUGAUGACGAUUCUGCUAAUGCUGCGCCGCCGACACGUUGGGACCAGAUCCCUGCGUAUCUCGAGCGUAUCGCGCGUGUUAUUGAUCGGGAACUGCCAUCGAUGAGCCCGGAGGAGGCUUCUUUUCAAGUGCCACUCAAAACGCCAUUCACGACGCCGGGCCAGGAUGUGCCGUCGGCUUCGCACAUACAUGAGCCGGCCCCGACGACGACGACGACGCGUCAGGCACCCAAGACGGUGAAGCAGAAGAAGAAGAUCAAGAUACGAGUGAAGUAG